Molecule: messenger RNA, 648 nt
Organism: Rotaria sp. Silwood2
Lineage: Eukaryota; Metazoa; Rotifera; Eurotatoria; Philodinida; Philodinidae
Source: the annotation of a GenBank genome assembly
AUGAUCAUUCGUCAAAAUAAUAAUAGACUAGCCGAUUGUGGUAGUUCAAUUUAUUUGGAAACUGAUCCAGUACUGACACCUUUGUUAGACACAAAAACGAACGAAUAUUGGCUUUUUCACGGCUGUAGUCGAAAUAAUUUAUAUCACUUAUUACAUAGCGGCUAUGAUCCCCGUGUUUCCAAUUUGAAUGGUUUGUUUGGAGGUGGUUUCUAUUUGGCUGAGAAUUCUUCAAAAUCAAAUAAAUAUAUUCCUUGUCCUGGAUGCGGUCAAAACUGUGUAGGUGGUUCUAUGGGAUGCAGUUGUGCAGAUCAAGAAGAUCUCGAGUUUUCAAUGGUUUUGUACCGUGCUGCAUUAGGUGAUGUGCAUAUUGCCCUGAAGUAUGAUAGAAAGAAAUACAGUCAUGAUCCUACUAAGCAACUUAUUCGUCGUCCCCCUAAGAAAGCAAAUGGUAAAGAUUUGUAUGAUUCAGUGAUGGGUGAAUGUAUGAAAUAUGGUGGUGACCGAUUACAGCACCGUGAAUUCAUUCUAUAUGAUUCAGGACAAGCAUAUCCCGAAUAUGUUAUUUAUUUUCGACGUUCAGCUACAAAUCUACGUCGCCCAAUAAACAUAAAAAAUUUGAAAAAGAAAUGUCAAGAAUUUCUUAGUUAA